Nerophis ophidion (straightnose pipefish) is the source of this 3106-nucleotide messenger RNA. It is a transcript of the gene adora1b, whose product is annotated as adenosine A1 receptor b. The transcript is spliced from 2 exons. Gene Ontology annotation, cellular component: synapse; dendrite; membrane. Gene Ontology annotation, molecular function: G protein-coupled adenosine receptor activity. The record is from RefSeq and is a predicted model, not a curated record. The coding region runs from base 308 to 1435 and encodes 375 amino acids. Gene Ontology annotation, biological process: G protein-coupled adenosine receptor signaling pathway. Lineage: Eukaryota; Metazoa; Chordata; Actinopteri; Syngnathiformes; Syngnathidae.
UUGCUGAAAAACACCCUCCCGGCUUUGUUUAGUUUAAGCCGAGUUAUUGACGUUAAAGCCCCCCUUGCACGGAGGAGGAUGCGCCUCUCUCCGCCCGGAGCUGUGAGCGCACGCAUCGGCCGUGGACGCACGGAGCUCGAACACCUGCUUGGGAUAAAAGAGGGAUCCUCCAUCCUUGUUUCUAUCACCCACGAAGCGUGGAUGGGGAACUGAUACGGACGCGAAGCUCAUUUGGUAGCCAGAACAAUUUGGAGGCUUUUUGUUUUUGUUUUUAUACACAGGAGAUCAAUUCCCCCACCCUGCAAGGAUGCCGGGAGGACCUCUGUCUCUCUACAUCGGCAUGGAGGUGGCCAUCGCGGUUGCGUCCGUCAUCGGCAAUGUGAUGGUGGUGUGGGCGGUGAAAAUCAACAGAUCCCUGCGGGACACCACCUUUUGUUUCAUUGUCUCCUUAGCCCUGGCCGACAUCGCGGUGGGAGCACUGGUCAUCCCCCUGGCCAUCACCAUCAGCAUCGGACUCCAAACUCACUUCUACAGCUGCCUGCUGGUCGCCUGCACCGUGCUGGUGCUCACGCAAAGUUCCAUCCUGGCGCUGCUGGCCAUCGCCAUUGACCGUUACCUCAGGGUCAAGGUCCCCAUCAGGUACAAGAGUUUGGUGACGCCUCGUCGAGCGGGGAUGGCGGUGGUGGCGUGCUGGACAGUGGCUUUCAUCGUGGGUCUCACCCCCAUGUUGGGCUGGAACAACCUGGGGCGUCUUCAACAGAACGGCUCCAUCAGCCCCGACCUGGUCAUCACCUGCCAGUUCGAGAACGUCAUCAGCAUGGAGUACAUGGUCUAUUUCAACUUUUUCGGCUGGGUGCUGCCGCCGCUCUUGCUCAUGCUGGUCAUCUACGUCGAGAUCUUCUACAUGAUCCACAAGCAGCUCAAUAGCAAAAAGUUCACUUGCAGCCACACUGACCCCAACAAGUACUACAACAAGGAGCUCAAUCUUGCUAAAUCUUUAGCUCUGGUCCUUUUUCUCUUUGCCAUCAGCUGGCUCCCCCUGCACAUCAUCAACUGCAUCACACUCUUCUGCCCCAGGUGCCAGAAGCCCAUCAUCCUCUUAUACAUCGCCAUCCUGCUCACCCACGGCAACUCUGCCGUCAACCCCAUCGUUUACGCCUUCCGCAUCAAGAAGUUCCGCACAGCCUUCCGCAAAAUCUGGCAGCAGUAUGUCUGCUGCAAGGACACCCCUGCUCUGGAGAUCCAGCCCAGUGACAGAAGGGAGAUGCCCAAUCUAGAGCCGCUGAAGGCCACGCCGCUGCAGCUCACCUGGAAGAGGAAUCAGACAGCCGACACCUUGCAGCUCUCGCCUCAAGCUGGGGAGUACCUGGACCAGAGGACCGAUACCUUGCACAUGAAACACCAUCCCCGCUUGUUGGAGCAGAAUGCAGUUUAAGCUGAAAGCUGUCUGGGGAUUACUAGUCAUAGCACAAAAACUGUCCAUCCUCAUUGGGAAUGUAUUCUAAUGAGGAGGAGGACUUCCUCCAAAGUGCUCGUGGAUGCUGAGAUGAACUAACCUGACUCGCCAGAUCCUUGUAGUUCGCUGAGCUCCACACAAGAAUCUGGGACUUCUCAAUUGCAGAUGUAAUUCAGAAGACGGGCUCUUGUAAAAAAAAUAUUGCAUGUGAUUGGAUAAACUACUUGUCCAUUAUCUCACAUGGAAAUCAAUCCGUGACGCUGAUGAGAGCGACGCUGGGAAAUCCAAAACAGAAGAGCCGCCAUAUUGGAUAACAGAGCGAAAAAUUCUCUGUUCAUCUCUUAAAUAAUUAAUAUUCGAUAGGUUAAAAAAAACAGUUGCAAUAGCAGAAUCAAUAUCAGCACACGACUCCUCGCUGCAUCCCGCCAUUGUUUGAAUCAAACAGUCACUUCGGCGCUACGUCACAUCUAUGAAAUCCCUCCCGGCGAUCCUGAUUGGUUCAUUAUAUUUUAUUAUCUUGAAGGAGUUUGCAAUGCCCUUGAGCCCAGAUCCAUGUGAGGAGCUCAGCGAACUACAAGGGCCUGGCCAGAGUCAGGUUGGAGAUGAACACGAUCAACAGGAAGAUCAUUUGCCUUUUCUCAGGAGGAGUGCGUAACACUGGAAAUCUGAGCUGGAAUAAACUUGCAAUAAUUGAACAUAAGUCUAUGACAGUGACAUUAUGUCCCUCUUUGUGUGGGAGGCGGUUUCAUUCAUUUUGAUGCAUCAGUCGGUUUGAAAGAAACAAAUGAAGACAUUUUGGUUUAUCAGUAUCAAAGUCAGAUUUAAACAUGACUUUAGUGAAAAUGAACACAAUCAACAGUUAAGCCACUUCUUGGGCCAAUUUUAAGUCAUUAGGCAUUGUCAGUUCUGCAGUGUCAAAGUGGGUAAGGGAGGCCAUUGGCAGCUCCCUAUACUUAUUUUUCUUGCAAACUCUCUGACCGUUUUUAAUUAUGGCGCCUGCACAAAGUGGAUAAACAGCCAGCUAAAAUCACAUUGUGAAGGACAUUGUUACGUUUGCGCGGCAUUGUGGAUGCGCGGGGAGUGUCGCCUCUCGAUGCGCAGGAUCACAGCAGGCAGGAAUGAAGGUAUGAACAGCCUUUUAAUGUGAAGUUACAAAAGAACACUGGUACAAAAGAGCAAAUCAAAGGCGUGUCUGAGCACAGAAAACUAAAUGCUAAUAUACACAGAAGACAGAGUUUGAAGUCCAUAAAGCGCGAGCCAAGCGCGCGGAGGCAAGCUACAUUUAGCAAGCAGAAAAAUAAACAGAGACUACUCACGUAACGGUUGCAGGUGCAAACAAACUGGCGAGAGCGAACUUAGGUAGCAGAGGGGCUUAAAUACAGAAAACAUAAUUACAAACCGGUGUGUGAAUGAGCCAUGCAGGAGGAGCAAAUAAGUUGUCAUGGUGAUGAAUGUAAAUAAGGAAGUGCGCUAACAAACGGGAUCGGUAGAGUCCAAAACAUGAUCAAAACAUAGUAGGACAAUACAAAAAAGACAAACAUGCUAGAGAUGUGUGAUCCGGAAGCCGGAUCACAACAUUACCCCCCCCUUAAAGGGCAGAUCCCAGAUGCCCCCCAAAAAAACAGCAAUAAAGAGAACCCCCUCCCACAA